Lottia gigantea (owl limpet) is the source of this 2101-nucleotide messenger RNA. RefSeq lists its product as hypothetical. The coding region runs from base 1 to 591 and encodes 196 amino acids. The transcript is spliced from 5 exons. Gene Ontology annotation, cellular component: cell cortex. Gene Ontology annotation, molecular function: actin monomer binding. The record is from RefSeq and is a predicted model, not a curated record. Lineage: Eukaryota; Metazoa; Mollusca; Gastropoda; Lottiidae.
AUGGGUUUACAUGUAUAUAUGUUUUCAAAGGCAGCGUUAACAAAUCAUGAUUAUGAUAAAUAUAUACCUGAUAUACAUAUCAAUCUUUACAGUAUCGUUUUUCUUAUACCGGGGUUGAGACGGGCUGCUGUAUUGAUAGAAGAGGGACGUUGGGUUAGGGCCUUGGGGGAGAUGAGCGGAUGGGAUGUUUGGACUCGGCAAUUGCUGCAUAGAAAUAUUGAUGGAGUUUCAUAUGUCAGCGCUCAUCACGGUGGAUUAUUCGGUUUUGAUGGUAAAUUGUGGGCGGGAACAGACGACUUCAUGAAGCGGAUAAAUCCGACCUCCUUGAAGAAAAUGCACGACGCUAUAGAUCGUGGAGCGGCCGCAGUCAGUAAGGUAGAAUUGGGCGGAAAGAAAUACUUCGUUUUAAAAAACGAUCCGUCAUCCAAUUUUGUUAUAUUGAAAUCUACUGACCGGGGAGCAGGCUGUACCGUGGCUAAAUCUAAUACAUGUUUGGUUGUGGGAAUUUAUGAUAAUGAUAGUGUACAACCAGCUAAUAACACCAGCCAAAUUUGUGACAUCAGAGAUCAUUUAGUGGAUGCUGGAUACUAAAUAUCAACCACCUUCCAAAGAAAAACAUUGCGUUUUUUUACGUCCACUAUCACAUCAAAGUUUCGAUGCAUUUUUUAUGAACCAUCAGAAACUUUGGGGCUUUUUUAGCCUUCCAAUAGGACCAAGUCUCAAUGAGGUAACAUUCCAAAGAUUUUGAAUAUGGAACUAAAAUAGGGCCAAUAAUGAUUGAUACAGUCAAUAUUUUGCAUGGGACAAGUGGUUAGGGUAAUGCUUAAAGUGGAGGUGUGGUUUUUUUCAUAUGUUUUUCAAUUCAAUUGUAAAUAGAGUGCCUUUUUCUAUUGAAUUGGAUUUGUUAACAUUUGAAUUUGAAUUUCUAACCACUGAAUCUGAAUUUGUUAAGAAAUUGUUAACAUUUAAAUCUGGAUUUGUUAACAUUUGAUUUAUCAAUGUUUGAAUUUGGAUUAGUUAUCAUGUCAAUCUGGAUUUGGUACUGUUUUAUCUGGAUUUGUUGUUUCAAUCUAGAUUUGCAAAUGUUAACAUUUGACUCUUGAUUAUUUGAAUCUGAAUUUGAAAAUGUUUGAUUUGUUAACAUUUGAAAUUGAAUUUCUAACAACUGAAUUUGAAUUUGUUAAGAAAUCGUAAAUAUUUAAAUCUGGAUUUGUUAACAUUUAAAAUUGGAUUUGUUAUCAUUUGAAUCUGGAUUUGUUAACUUUUAAAAUUGGAUUUGUUAACAUUUGAAUCUGGACUUCAUAUGUUAACAUUUGAAUUUAUUAUUUUUAUAAAAAGUAUAAAAAGCAUGUAAAAUGCCUCUGACAUGCUUAUAUUUUGUAUAAUAAUGCCUUCUAUUUAUGUUAUUGUAUUUUACAAAUAGUAGCCUAUUCAAAGUGUUCAACAGGUUAAAAUGUCUCUAUUUCCUGUAAACCUUGUAUUAUAAAUGCCUGUGAUUUAUAAUAAUGUUGAUUUAAAGCACAUAACCUUUGAAAAUGCCUCUGAUGUGUUUACAUAACUUAUUAUAAAUACCUGUUAUAUUAUUGUAUUUUAGCAAUAAUAACUUAUGUUGGUAAGCAUUUGAAAAAUGCCUCUUAUGUAUAUAAAUGCAUUUAAAUUUUGUAUUAUAAAUGCCUUGUAAAUGAUUUGCAGAUGCCUUUUUGUCUGCCUUUGUACAAAUUUUUAAGUAUAACUUUAUAAAGGCUCUUUUAUGCCUUGUUUUUCAUUAACAAAUUUUUUCAAAUUUAUUUUAUUAUAUAUAAGCCUGCUUAAAGAUAUUUUUUUGGUAGAACACAACUCAUUUUAUGUGUUUAAAGUAGGGGCCAAUCUUGUCUACGGUAUAUAUACAUAAACUCAAGUUUAUUUUUGAUAUAGUUAUAUUUUAAUAUUUUAAUAAGCUUAGAUGACUUUAUUUUAGUUCAUCUUGAUAAAGCAUAUUCAAUAUUAUAUUAUAACAGUCAACUUUGUUAUUGUUGUUAUACUUGUUAUACUUGUUAUUAUUACAUUGUAAAUAAUCAUUAUAACUAAUUUAUUAAUAAAUAAUCUAUUUUUUUUUUUACAU